Messenger RNA from Kickxella alabastrina, 2319 nucleotides. Its product is annotated as ADC synthase. The transcript is spliced from 5 exons. The record is from RefSeq and is a predicted model, not a curated record. Bases 1 to 2319 code for a protein of 772 amino acids. Gene Ontology annotation, biological process: L-tryptophan biosynthetic process. NCBI's taxonomy places the organism in Eukaryota, Fungi, Kickxellomycota, Kickxellomycetes, Kickxellales, Kickxellaceae.
AUGGCAGUAUUUGAUUAUUUCGACACUACAUACCACCCGCGCACUUUGCUGGUAGACAACUAUGACUCUUACACGUUCAAUCUCCUUCAGCUACUUCUUGAGCUAGGACAAACCGACGAUCAAAUCCUAAUAAUCCGCAACGACCAAUAUACAUGGGAGCACGUGCGUGACCAUAUACUCCCUUUCAUCGAUAACAUCAUUAUAUCCCCGGGGCCGGGCAACCCGCUGUGCAAAAGUGAUUUCGGGAUCUGCCACGAUCUCAUACGUAGCAGCGGUAGCUUUGAAGGGCCGAUUCUUGGUGUUUGCCUAGGUCAUCAGGGAAUUGCAGCGGCGUUUGGCGGAUACAUUAGGCAGUGUGUGGUUCCGGUGCAUGGACAGAUAUGCACCGUUCGGGUGGAAGAGAAGAAGGAUAAGUCUGGUUGUCCAGGCGGUAUUGGGUUGUUCGAUGGCGUGCCGCCGGUAUUUAAGGUCGUCCGGUACCAUUCAUUGACAGUCAGCGAGGACGAGUUUCCGGAAUCACUGGAGGUUUUGGCACGCGCCACGGGAUCGGUGAAGACACUGAUUAUGGCGCUACGACACAAGCAGAGGAAUAUUUUUGGCGUGCAGUUUCAUCCAGAGUCGGUGUGCUCGGAGUACGGCGCGCGGAUCGUGGGCAAUUUCCACCAAAUCACAAGGCAUAGCGGCCCCAAUAUUCCUAAAGAUGUUUUGGCGAUGUCAUUGAGGGCGAGUGAUAGUUGUGUAUGGCAGCGGAAGGCGGUUAGUGAGCGCCAGAUGCGGGUGGUGCAGAGGUCGGUUACACUGGCCAAUUGUGGAAAUAAUAAUGGUAGCGGAGAUGUGGGCGGCGCGCUGUUCGAGCAUCUGUACAGUGCCGACCCAAUGCCUCUGUGGCUGGACAGCGCGCGGCCUGCGGACUCGGCAGCAGCCAAACUGUCAGUUAUGGCAUCGGCGGCAACACAGGACGGCGGCAUCACUGUGCGCUACAGCGUGGCCGAUCGCCGCGUGUCCAUUUCCUUUUGGACGUGGAUGCAGCGGAUGGUUGACUGCACGCAGGCAGGCGAGGUGCCCGGAGUCGGGUUUGUCGGCGGGUGGCUUGGGUACUUCGGCUAUGAGAUGAAAGCGGAGUGCAUGGCCGCAGCAGGGCCUGGUGAUCGGCUGGGCAGUGGCAACGAGGCAGCGCCAAUGCCGGAUGCGCAGCUAUCGUUUGUUGACCGGUGCAUGGUCGUUGAUCACAGCGUUAGCCCACCGGUUGCGCAUGUGCUGGCGCUGGUAGCUGCCAACCGCCCACAGGCCAAACACAAGCAGCACCAGCAGCAGCAAGAGGGCAAAGAAGAUUGCCGCCUGGACCCAAGCACCGUUGAGGAUCCUUUGGCGGCGCCCUGCGCAGGCAACUCGGAUAAAUCAACGCCAGUGGAUCUGCAAGCAGAUCUCGGGUGCACUGCGUACCUCGGCGCCAUUGCGCGAGCACAAGAGCUGAUCGCGCAAGGCGAAACAUAUGAGGUCUGCCUAACGACGCAAUUCCGGGCUUCCACAUUAGGCCCUCAGACAUCGCAGCAAAUGCAGCAGCUAUACCGACACAUGCGGCUCGUGAAUCCAGCGCCCUUUGGGGCACUGUUAUGGUACGGCGACAUCUCCGUGGGCAUAGCAUCAUGCAGCCCGGAGCGUUUCCUCUCUGUAUCCAGCGGCCGCAUUGUCGAAAUGAAGCCAAUCAAGGGGACCUGCGCUCGCGCCCCAGAGCCAAAGCCAACGAAGGCCCCUAACCCAAUGCUGCUGCGGGCGCAAUGGCUGGAGGACGACCGGCAGCGAGCACAGGACCUGCGAAUGAACGCAAAGGAGCGUGCGGAAAACCUAAUGAUCGUUGAUCUGAUCCGCCAUGAUCUCAACUGGAUCGCGCCUGGUCGCGUCAAAGUCACGCGGCUAAUGGACAUUGAGUCAUACGCGUCCGUGCACCAGAUGGUCACGACUGUGCGCGCGCAGCUGGACAAACAUGUGGGCGCUGUGGCGGCAUUGGCGCAUUGCUUUCCGCCGGGCUCAAUGACUGGCGCGCCCAAGCUGCGCACGACGCAGAUUCUGGACUCACUGGAGCCUGGGUCGCGCGGCGUGUACUCUGGCUGCUUGGGGUACUUUUCGGUGUGCGGCCGCGCUGAUUGGAGCGUGGUUAUUCGCACAGCGGUCGUGCAGUGCGGCGAGCUGAGCGUUGGCGCUGGCGGCGCACUGACUAUCUUGUCGAAUGCCCAGGAUGAGUGGGCCGAGGUCGAGACCAAGCUGCAGGCCGUUCUGCCUGGCAUCCAGCGGUACAUCAAUGAAAUAGACUCUAUUUGA